AUGUCAGGUGGACGUAGCUGCGCAAGGGUCUACCCUGGCGCCAACGAAAAGUUCGGACGACCUUGGUGGGACUAUGACAACCUCGCAGUGCAGUGGGGAACACAGGACAACUACGAGAUCCUGCGCAAAGUAGGACGCGGGAAGUACUCGGAAGUCUUUGAAGGAGUCAACAUCGCCUCGGCGUCAGGUGUACCGGAGAAGUGCAUCAUCAAGGUGCUCAAGCCGGUCAAGAAGAAGAAGAUCAAGCGAGAGAUCAAGAUCCUGCAAAACCUGGCGGGUGGACCCAACGUUGUUGGUCUCUUGGACGUGGUUCGCGAUCCGCAAUCCAAGACGCCAUCGAUCAUCACCGAGUACAUCAACAACACGGACUUCAAGGUGCUCUACCCGAAAUUCACCGACUUUGACGUGCGCUUCUACAUCUUCGAGCUGCUCAAGGCGUUGGACUUCUGCCAUUCGCGAGGCAUCAUGCAUCGGGAUGUCAAGCCGCACAAUGUGAUGAUCGACCACGAGAAGCGCAAGCUGCGACUGAUCGAUUGGGGUCUCGCCGAGUUCUACCACCCGUACACGGAAUACAACGUCCGCGUCGCCUCGCGCUACUUCAAGGGCCCCGAACUCCUCGUCGACUUCCAAGAGUACGACUACUCGCUCGACAUGUGGUCGCUCGGUUGCAUGUUCGCCUCGAUGAUCUUCCGCAAAGAACCCUUCUUCCACGGCCACGACAACUACGACCAGCUCGUCAAGAUCUGCAAGGUGCUCGGAACGGACGAGCUGUACGCCUACCUCGAGAAGUACGACAUCGACCUCGACCCGCAGUACGACGACAUUCUGGGGCGGUACCAGCGCAAACCGUGGAGUCGCUUCAUUACGAGCGAGAACCAGAGGUACAUCUCGAACGAUGCGAUCGACUUUUUGGACAAGCUGCUGAGGUACGACCACCAGGAAAGGCUGACGGCCAAGGAGGCGCAGGAUCAUCCGUACUUUGAGCCUGUUAAGGCGGCUGCUGCACGGGGAGAGGUCGUGGCUAGUUAG
Molecule: messenger RNA, 1029 nt
Organism: Kalmanozyma brasiliensis GHG001
Lineage: Eukaryota; Fungi; Basidiomycota; Ustilaginomycetes; Ustilaginales
Product: Protein kinase domain protein
Exons: 1
Coding region: 1-1029 (342 amino acids)
Biological process (GO): DNA damage response; regulation of transcription by RNA polymerase I; protein phosphorylation
Cellular component (GO): cytosol; protein kinase CK2 complex; nucleus
Molecular function (GO): protein serine/threonine kinase activity; ATP binding
Source: RefSeq, a predicted model, not a curated record